Didymodactylos carnosus is the source of this 456-nucleotide messenger RNA. NCBI's taxonomy places the organism in Eukaryota, Metazoa, Rotifera, Eurotatoria, Philodinida, Philodinidae. The record is from the annotation of a GenBank genome assembly.
AUGAAUUUGUAUGAUAAAGCUGAGAAAUAUUAUCAACGUCUAUUAAACGAUUUAUUAAUUACGAAUCCUACAUCGGACUAUAUAAUUGACUGUUAUUUAUGUCUAAAGGGAGUGGCAGAGAAACGCGGCGAUUACGAUAUAGCUUUAGCUUAUUGUUGUUUGUCUAUUGAACAAUCUACAAAUUAUUCACUAAAUUUGAUUCGAAGUUACAAAGAAAUGGGACUUGCUUAUCUGAAUGUGCAUUCCAAAUCUGAUGCACUUGAUUGUCAGUUUAAAGCAUUGACAAUUCAAGAACAGAUUAAUGAUGCAAAAGAGAGUAUUGCUGAUACAUGGUUGAAUAUUGGAUUAAUAUAUAGCGUGCAAUUACGUCCAGAAAAUGAUUUAGCUUUAGAAUAUUUUUUUAAAGCACUUGAUACAUUUAAAGAACUGCAAAUCCAUGAUGAUAUAGCUCCAUGA